Penaeus indicus is the source of this 2194-nucleotide messenger RNA. RefSeq names its product patatin-like phospholipase domain-containing protein 2. Gene Ontology annotation, molecular function: triacylglycerol lipase activity. NCBI's taxonomy places the organism in Eukaryota, Metazoa, Arthropoda, Malacostraca, Decapoda, Penaeidae. The record is from RefSeq and is a predicted model, not a curated record. Gene Ontology annotation, cellular component: membrane; cytoplasm; lipid droplet. Bases 1 to 1809 code for a protein of 602 amino acids. Gene Ontology annotation, biological process: lipid homeostasis; triglyceride catabolic process. The transcript has 13 exons.
AUGAAACACAAACCAGAGGCGAAACACAAUUCCACAAUUCUUCAGCUUAUUGACUUGAUAUCAAAUGCACAAGCCUUGAAGCAGAAGUUUAAUCUAGUCGGCAUCAUCACAUCGUCGGUGCUGAAGACGGCGACGGAGGCGAGGAAGCGGAUGCUGGGACCCUUCAGCCCGACGUUCAAUGUGGAGAAGUUGCUGCGGGAGGGCCUCCUCAGCGUGCUGCCCGAUGACGCCCACAAGAUAGUCAGUGGGAAGCUGUUCAUCUCCGUGACGCGUGUGAGUGAUGGAAAGAAUAUUUUGCUUUCACACUUCGAGACGAGAGAAGAACUUAUUCAGGCCCUCCUAUGCUCCGCCUUCAUCCCUGGCUUCAGCGGGUGGGCGUGUCCCAAAGUAGGCGGAGUCAGGUACAUCGACGGAGGCUUCACGGACAACCUGCCGGAGGUGGACGCCCAUACGGUGACGGUGGCGCCCUUCUGCGGCGAGGCGGACAUCUGCCCCAAGGACAACACGGCCGGGCUCAUCACGGUCAGUCUUGCAAACACCAGCAUAGAACUGAGCAAGGAGAACCUAUAUCGGUUUGCGCGCAUCCUCUUUCCUCCUCCUCCUGAGGUGCUGAACAAGAUGUGUCAACAGGGAUUCAAUGAUGCUCUCGAUUUCUUGCAACGGAACAACCUCAUCAAUUGCACACGAUGCCUGGCAGUUCAGUCUCGGUUCAAUCUGACGGAAACUCACGAGGACACGCACCUAAGCCUCCAUGACAUGGACUGCCUCGACUGCAGCAGACAGCGCAAUGAGGCCAUCCUCGACCAACUCCCGGAGGCUGUGGGCUGCAUACUCCAGGACGCGAUCAACAAGGCGAACCAAGGGCUGAUGAACUGGGUCUUCAAACACAGGUCCAUGAAGCUGCUCUCGGUCCUCACGCUGCCCUACAUCCUGCCCAUAGACAUUGCGUACGCGGCGUUCCUCAAGUUCAUGAGUUCGACCCCCAGUGCCAGCGACCUCAAGACCCUAGGCAAGCAGAUCGUUGACCUUGUGCAAGCCCUCAUGCAGUCCACCACCAAGUCGAGCCUAUACCACCACCACCACCACCACGACAGCAAGUUCUCCUGCCAGCUGGCUAUUACCGAGUUCUCAGGCGACACAGAGCUCCACAAUCGUCAUAACUUCGACUUUACGCUGGAUCUUGAUGACUUGGAAGGCGUUCCAGAGAGCCACAAGGACGCGAUGGCUCUGGAGUCGGAGGCCCUGUCGCAGGUGGCCCUCCGCUGCGCCGUGCGGUCCAUGUCGCGUCCUGGCUCCCGCAUGGCCUCUCGUGCCGCGUCCAGGGCUGUGUCGAGGGCCGUGUCGCGCCGUCCGUCCGUCAACGACCUCACAAACCCAGAAGAGCUGGAGACUGCUCUACCCGUCACAACCACUGUCAUGAGCGACGAUGCCUUCGAGCAGAUUCUCGACGUUACGACGCACCAGGAGGCUCUCAUGGCCUACUAUUACCUUGACGAUAAUAAUGAGGUUCGCGUCACGGAGAUCUUUGACAUGACGGAGACUGACGGCGGCAACGGAGGGGGACCCCACGACGACAGCUAUGGGGGUAUAGAAAUCGACUCCGAGACGUGGCACUCCGAGGGGCACUGGUCGCAGAGGAGUCGGACGGAUUCGAUGGGUUCCGAGGGCUAUCACGAGGGAGGUCUGAGCAUGUCAAUCCCUUCAGACACGGAAUCGGAACACGGGCACAGGGUCAUGAGACAGCCUGAGUCUGAGCAGAUCUACUCCUCGUCCCCUAAACGCCGACCGUCAUAUGCCAUCAUUGAAUGAGAACGUGGCAUAAAAUCAGAGUCGUCCUCGCCUGGGUAAUUUCACGCCCAAGCUCUCUUUAACUGGCCACUCAGCUGUCCAGUUAGUAGGUGGUUCUCACAUCUGGCCAUUCAAUCUUUCGUCUGUUUUGUCAUUCAUUCGUUCAGUUGUCUGGUUGAUUGGUCCCUCUCGUGCUGCGGCAUUCUCUCGUUUAGUGGUUCUCUCAUUCGUUCAUCCAGUCAUCUGGUUGUUUGGUCGUUCAGUCGUUUUGUGAGAUCCCUCUUCAUCUUCCUGAAACUCCUAUGACUGCCAAAUGUGUGUUUGCUGUGUGUAUAUGUACAUAAGUCUUACCAUGAGAUUUUUUAUCCAUUAGAAUUGACCUUUUAGGAAGGUUGAGGCUAAUUUU